CAAUUUUUUUUUUAAAUCAGGGCUAUAAAAUUGGAAAUCAUCGUCAGUUUCACUGGUUUUCCAUUUGCCCAGACUUAUCUUCUUCGGCAGAAGCAGAGCUUUGAACUUUUUAAAUCCAAUAUCCCGAUUAAUUCGAGAAAUUCCAGCAAAAAAUGGCUAUGUCUAUGGGGUUUCUCUCUGGAUUCGUGACCGGAGAAACAACAUCUUUCUUCAAGCCGCCGGUCACGGCGUCUUCGGUCAGGACCGCGCCUUCGCUUCCUAACUUGCAGACUUCGCGCGCGGUGGCCGUCUCCGCCUCUUCUAAGCCGUCCGCGGAGACGAAGAAGCCCGGCUUACGAGGUAUAAUGAAGCCGCGCCGUGUCUCGCCGGAAAUGCAGGCUUUCCUAGGCGGAGUUUCGGAAAUUCCCCGCACUCAAAUUAUCAAGGCGGUUUGGGAUCACAUUAAAAAGCACGACCUUCAGGACCCCACAAACAAGAAGAUCGUCGUGUGCGAUGAAAAGUUGAAGAAAAUUUUUGGCGGGAGGGAUCGGGUUGGGUUCCUCGAAAUUGCUGGACUGAUUGCUCCUCAUCUUCUUUAAGUAAUUUGAAAAGAAAUGUCAUAUUUUUGUAAAGGGAGUUGUUGGUGGAUUAUGCAGAAAUGUGUUCCUUGGAGUUGGAAAUCCCUUGUAUCAGCUUCAUGGUUGCUUCAAGUCCUAUCUGAGUUUUACCUCACCCCCCCUUUUUUUUGUUCUCAUGGAGUCAUAGACAUAUGUAUUGUGUGCUUGUGAAUUCAUGUCAAAAACCAUCCCUUAUUAGAUCCUGCAAUGCCAUUGCAAUGCCAUCAACGAUUUAGGCAAUGUUUUCCUCAUCUGAAUGAUUUUGAUCUAUUUGGAAUAAAAUAUGAAACAACCCGCGAAUGGUUCAAUCGGGGCCCCGACAUUCCGGACCCAUCACCUUCACCAACAAUCGAGACCCAUUUCUCGGUUCACCCAAUCCAUUUACAGAAAGGCCAAGGAGACUGAGCUGUCGGUGCCCACUGCGUUAUCUCUUCCGUUCUCCUCCUCCGCCUCCGCCGCCGCGAAGGCUGGGUUCGUCGGGUGGUACUUGGAAUUGUUGAAGACCCGGCCCAUUCUCACCAAGAGCCUCACCUGUGCUGUAAUUUAUACCGCUGCGGAUUUAUCAUCUCAGACACUUUCAGGUGCAUUAUCCUUGGGGCAGUAUGAUCUUUUAAGGACGCUGCGCAUGUCGGGUUAUGGGAUGCUGAUUUUAGGACCUUCCCUUCACUUCUGGUUCAACUUUCUCUUUAGGGCUCUCCCAAAGCAAGACCUUAGAUCCACCAUUACAAAGAUGGCUUUGGGACAGACUGUCUAUGGACCUAUUAUGACCGUUGUUUUCUUCUCCGUAAAUGCUGCUUUGCAAGGUGAGAAUGGAGCGGAGAUUCUUGCGCGGCUGAAGCGCGACUUCAUCCCCACGAUGGCAAGUGGCAUCAUGUAUUGGCCAAUUUGUGAUUUUGUCACAUUCAGAUUCAUCCCUGUCCAUCUUCAGGUAUAUAUAUCAUCUCCCUUGCAGAAUUCAACCAAGCAACACAAAACUAUAUCCUCUCUCCAUCGGCAUUCUAUAAGCCCU
Molecule: messenger RNA, 1605 nt
Organism: Cuscuta campestris
Lineage: Eukaryota; Viridiplantae; Streptophyta; Magnoliopsida; Solanales; Convolvulaceae
Source: the annotation of a GenBank genome assembly